Molecule: messenger RNA, 261 nt
Organism: Perkinsus marinus ATCC 50983
Lineage: Eukaryota; Perkinsozoa; Perkinsida; Perkinsidae
Exons: 1
Coding region: 1-261 (86 amino acids)
Source: RefSeq, a predicted model, not a curated record
AUGCCAGAGAAGGUCCGAGCCGUUGCCGGGAAGUUGAAUCUCCCUUUAUUCAAGGAGAUGCUUCAAGCCAGCGUUUACCCCGAUGUCUCGCUUGCCGAUGAGCUCCAAGACGGUUUGCCACUAACAGGGACCUUUGAGCUUCCCGAAUCCAUCUUCAGGCGGAACACCGGAAAAGCUAAGAAGCGCAAGUUCAUUAAUCUCGAAGAGCUACUCCGAUCUGGUCCGGGAUUGGCAAAAAGGAUGGCAGAAGCUCUCGAAUAA